Penicillium nucicola is the source of this 1020-nucleotide messenger RNA. RefSeq lists its product as uncharacterized. The transcript has 2 exons. The record is from RefSeq and is a predicted model, not a curated record. The coding region runs from base 1 to 1020 and encodes 339 amino acids. Lineage: Eukaryota; Fungi; Ascomycota; Eurotiomycetes; Eurotiales; Aspergillaceae.
AUGUCUCCCAAGAAGCGGACUUCAUCGACGAGUACCUCUCACCCCACACGCGACUCCGAUGCCGCGACGAAGUCCUCCGCGCUGAUGCGGAUUCCUUCCCCGGCGCGAUUUGUCCUUGUCGUCUUGAGCAGUCUGGUCGUGAGCUCAAUUUUGUUCACACUUACCUCCAGCCUGACUCUGGGCGAUCUCGGACCGAUCAGCAAACACCUGGAAGAAUGGUGGGAAGUGGGGGUCCUGAUCGGCUGGAGAGCUGUGGAGGUUGGGGUAGCCUGGGUGCUCGGAUUUGACGGUCGCGAUGUCGCAUCGUAUCUCUUCUUGACCCACCUACCGAUUUACUCCCUCUUGUCCUGCUUCUAUGGCGUGCGCCCGACCUCGGCGUUGAUCUCUUUCGGAAUCACAGUUGUCUCGACGGCACUUCCAUUCGUCUUCUUGCGCCGGCCGUCGUCCGUCCACGAUCUCUCGCACACCCCCUCUGACGCAAUUGCCAACCGAGGCAUCCUGCAGGACAAGUCCAUCACCUUCUUCACGAGUGUGCUCGCGACCUCGAUCUUCAGUCUUGGGCUGUAUAUCAGCUACGCAUCUUGGCUUCCUGCACAGCUGGUCGUGCACUUCGAGAGUCUCCCGGAUAUCAGCGCCGCGCACGCUGGACCUGCUGGCCUGCCAGUGCUCUUCCUGACUCUUGUCCCUGCUGGAUGGGCUGCGCGUGACUUCUUGUUCGCUAGUUCUACUGGAUACACGAUCAGCAAGACUGAACCGGCGAGCGCUAACCGUGAAGGCGAAUACUUGAUUGCGGCUAUUGUACGCAAAACCUGGGGCAGGCUCUCGAUCAAGACCAGAGUUUUGGUUUCUCGGUCGGUACUGCUUGCAAUUGGCAUCCUUCUUAAUACCAUUAUCCAAGUGGCUGGAACUGUUCGUGAUGUCUCUGUUGUAGGUGCUGCUAUGUGGGGAUCCGUCUGGGCUGUUUCUGCGCUUGUUGCAGGAGCCAGCUUUGGCUGGAUCGGAUCCGUGGAUGGUGUAUGA